Colletotrichum godetiae is the source of this 1037-nucleotide messenger RNA. RefSeq names its product ribonuclease H-like domain-containing protein. Lineage: Eukaryota; Fungi; Ascomycota; Sordariomycetes; Glomerellales; Glomerellaceae. The transcript has a single exon. The record is from RefSeq and is a predicted model, not a curated record. Bases 1 to 816 code for a protein of 271 amino acids. Gene Ontology annotation, molecular function: 3'-5' exonuclease activity; nucleic acid binding. Gene Ontology annotation, biological process: nucleobase-containing compound metabolic process.
AUGACACCUCUCGCAUAUGAUCUCGUCAAUACAACAGAAGGCAUUUCUACCUUGCUUGAUUAUCUCAGCGAACUACCCAAUGACGCAAUCCCAUCGCAUUACGUUGACCUCGAAGGCGAUAACCUCAGUAGGCAUGGCACCAUUUCAAUCCUCCAGCUUUUUGUGGCUCCAAAACAACGCACCUACCUCCUCGAUAUUCACAGUCUCGGCGAAAAGGCUUUCUCUACCCCGGGCAAGACGACAAGCAAGACGAUCAAAUGGUUAUUGGAAAAUCCCAACGUAAAGAAGGUGUUCUUCGAUGUUAGAAACGACUCGGACGCUCUGUUCCACCACUUUGGAAUCAGUCUGGCCGGGAUUCAAGAUAUCCAGCUCAUGGAGUUCGCCUCACGUUACAACAAGGCAGGAUUCCUCAGCGGGUUGGCAAGAUGCAUAGAGAGGGAUGCCCCGCUAACGCCGGAGGAAAUUUUGAGUUGGAGAGCCGUCAAGACGAUAGGACACAACCUGUUCGAUCCGCAAUCGGGCGGAAGUUAUGCGGUCUUUAACCAGCGGCCCUUGUCUCCGGAAAUCCUUCGAUACUGCAUCCAGGAUGUUCAAUACCUUCCUCGUCUCUGGGCAGUGUAUGAUCAAAGGAUAGGAGAGGAUUGGAAGCAUGCCGUGGAGAAGGAAACAAAGAGUAGGAUACUGCGAUCCAAGGCAUUUGAUUACAACGGCCAGGGCAGGCAUAUGACGGAGCCACCUGUUGAUUGGGUUGUGAGGAAUUCAGGUACCGCCGCCAAUAUCCAACCUGUGCCAACGCUAAUCACUCGUUACACGUAGCAUCAAUUUGAGGGGGGUUGAUUGCGGGAUUCGCUGAUAGAAAAAGAGCUUUGUUUGGCAGUUGUCGACGGGUUCUCCUUCUGCAUUGCAUGUAUAUCGGUAUCAUACUUGAGGCAAUGGGAUUGCAGACUUUGUGCUAGAGACGUCUAUCUUUUAGUUAGGUAUCUUACACCAGCCAGUUAUAGCAUGGCGCAGAACUAGUGAGUCUCGAGACUCGGAAU